Messenger RNA from Cercospora beticola, 2906 nucleotides. The record is from RefSeq and is a predicted model, not a curated record. Lineage: Eukaryota; Fungi; Ascomycota; Dothideomycetes; Mycosphaerellales; Mycosphaerellaceae.
GCGAAAAAGCUGGGGCAUGAACAUCAGAACAAUUUCACCGUCGCUCUACCGGUCUGCUCCUACGAAUACGCAUCGCCCAUCCACGGCGAUCACACUACCGUGCGGGAUCCCCCAGCCAGCGACCGUACGUGCCUGACCUAUCGGCGCUGACCAGUCGUCGUUCAAGGAUUCCGCACGCUUGCGCGUCUCUGGCGCAGGGAGCUGCUUCAAUGCGAACAUUCGGCGGGAGAGCUUAAGCCGGACACCAAAUUUGACGAGAGCUCAACACCACCACGCGCGCUACACACCACCAGUCACUCCGUGCGCUGCGAUGAGGUAGCUCAGCUCCUAAAUUCGCGCCCUCCCACUUUCCGAUGCCUCGAUCAUAAACAAUCGCCAACUUUGUGUGUUCCCUCGCUCCUCAUCGGCAUGGCUACCACCUAUACCUGGACGACCAGGUGCCUGCCGGGCUUCAGCAUCUGCGCAGUGUUCGCUUUGCUGUUGUGCUCCUUCAUCAUUUCGCCCUACGGCAAGGGAGAACCCGGGAAGCACAAUGGCGAGGCCACUCUCCCUCAACUCAUAUUGUCUGGCUACACAGUCUUUUGCCAUGUCAUGUCGAUUGUGUUCCCUAUUCGCGUAUGCUGGGCGAUUCGCGAUCUGUUGAAGAGCAUGAGAACAUCUGCACUGGAAGUGCCAAACACAACGAGGCAUCGAUCACACAUGGUCAAGAGGGACAGCGGCACAUUUGAGCAACCAGUACCUCUGUUUGUCAUCAUCUUGCCAGCCUAUAAGGAAGAAGUCGCGACCCUGGAGGAGACAAUCCGAGUGUUGGCUUCACACACGCAGGCACGGGCGAGCUAUCACCUUUAUCUCGCCAUGGAGGAGAAAGAGGAAGGCUCUGCCUUCAAAGCAGCGGGUCUCAUCAAGUCGUUCGAAGCUUCGUUCUUCCGCAUGAGCUACACUGUUCACCCGGCUGGGCUUCCAGGUGAAGCUCAAGGAAAAAGUAGCAACGAAUCUUGGGCGGCCAAGCAGGCAACACGAGAUUAUCCUGAGGACUGGAUCAAGCGCAACGUGCUGAUCACGGUCAUGGAUGCUGACACCCAUCUCUCCUCGCGGUACUUCACUCAAAUCGCUCACAUGCACACCGACCGCGUAGAGAACAACGAUGCUUGUGUAUAUGUGCCGCCGCUUGUUUUUGACCGCAACCUCCACCGCGUGCCCCUUCCCGUGCGAACGGCAGAUCUGAUGUGGGCCGGAGCUGGCAUCUCUAGCUUGUACCAGGGAUCAACGAUUUGCAUUCCGACCUCAGUGUAUUCCCUGCCAAUGACCUUGGUCGAACAAGUUGGUGGCUGGGAUACUGAUCCAGGAGCAAUCGGCGAGGACAUGCACAUGUACCUGAAGUGCUUCUUUGCCCUCUCUGGAAAUCUCGACGUACGAAUUGUCUACGCAGCGGCGAGUCAAUGCAAUGUCAGCAGCGACGAGCAAGGCUUUAUGGGCUACUUUGCUGGUCUCGAUGCACGUUACAAGCAAGCCACGAGGCAUAUGUGGGGUGCAUUGGACACUGGCUAUACCAUUCGCCAGACUAUCAGCAUGCUUAGGAGACACCGGGAGUCUUCACAAGGAUCGACCAACGUACCUCUCAGCGCACCAAAUUCAAACUGGACCGCGUUCUGCACGAGCACUGGCCUGCACAAAUCGAUGACUUCGACCACCACGACCACUGAGCAAGCGCCGCCGCGACCAAUCAACUGGUAUAAUCUGUUCGUGCUCUACCACAGAAUGUUUGAGGCGCAUUUCUUGCCAGUUCAUCUCUGCGUGAUCCUCAUUACGUCUGGGAUUUACACAUUCUACACGCCGACUUUUCUGGUGCCGACAGUCUUCAAAAUGGCGCUCGACUUCUCCAGCCACUGCAGAUUAUUUGGCUGGUGUACAAUGCUCUGUUACUUCUACUUGUACGACCGAUAUCAUAAGCUCUGCGUCGGCCUGCGCCAAGAAGAGAUGCGUCAGGCAGGCUUGCUCGAGGAUAUGGAGGACAAUGAUGGGAUCACGCCAAACAUCUUCCAGGUUGCUGGGCUGUUUGAGGCGGCAUUGUUUCCAAUUGGCGGCGUUAUCUUUGGCGCAAUUCCUGCGAUUCAAGCAGAAUUGAGCCAUUUCUUCACCGAGCGCCUGACUUAUGUGGUCAGCCUGAAGCCUUCGCUUCCGACACUCAAGUCUGUCAACGGAUCCAGACCAAUGACACCGUAGGCCUUCCCCCAAUAUGACCCCUGCACAGCACUCUUCGACACCUCACGAUACCCGAUACCCGAUACCCAUUUCAGCAUGGCGAGGAGGCGACUUCAUUUCUGAGCAUUUUCAUUCCAGCACACAGCAGCAUGAUACCCUUAUAGACAUUACACAUAUCACCAGAAGCUAAUUUGCACGUUUUCUGUUCAAGAUCUCAUCAGCCCACAAGAGCUACUCGACACCAGUCAUUGACAAACAACAUACGCAAAUCCAAGGCCUCUGGGAAUUCGAAAGCCAACGGCUUCAGCAUUCCCGCCGUAAACGGCCACGUACAUCAGCGCAGGUUAUCGCAACUGAUUCAUUUCUCACGCGAUGCUGAUUGACGGAUCCAAGGAGCCGAGCCAUUGCGGGAUUUUCUGUAGGAGCUUUGCACUAGCACUGGCGCUAGUACACGUACGCGCGGAAGUCUAUACGAACUUCAGCUCAGCGGAACAUGGCGCAGGUACGCGUGCGCAGCUGCAAGGAACACGGGACAUGGCGUCAGACAAGGUUCGGGCUCGACCAUUUUCGUGAUAGAUGGUGUGUCUACGCGGCGGAGGGCCACGCGGCAGCAACAACAACGAAGGUUACCUAUUGCUGCGCCCGACAAGCCGUUUGAAUCAGGUACUUACUAGACUAGUAUACAACGCUUGAAGAAACCCAAC